Molecule: messenger RNA, 129 nt
Organism: Funneliformis caledonium
Lineage: Eukaryota; Fungi; Glomeromycota; Glomeromycetes; Glomerales; Glomeraceae
Source: the annotation of a GenBank genome assembly
GAGUAAUACUAGAAGUAGCAAAUGUAGCAGAAAUAGUAGAAGUAGCAGAAGUAGUGAAAGUAGUAGAAGUAACAAAAGUAGUAAAAGUAGUAGAAGCAGUGAAAGUAGUAGAAAUAGUAGAAAAUAUUA